CUGUGGCUCACCAGAAAAACCCAGAGAAUCCAGAUUGUGACCUCAAGAUUAGUUCCUACAAGGACAAUGAUAGCUCUACACAAUAUGGAAUCAUUCAGGAAGAAAAUACUGAUAUCAGUGACAAUAAUCGCUUCCAUAUUUCAGUUCAGCGUGAGCUACAGUUUCAGGAAUUGCAUAGAACGUUAUCGCUCUUCCCAUAGAAACUUCACCUGCAUCAAUCGCCCUGAGCAGACAGUUAAUGCGAUUGUGGGAGACAUACCAGCAUCUGCAACUACGCUCACAAUCUCUGACUGCACACUUGUAAACAUUCCUCCUCAAAGCUUCAUUAACCUGACAAAUCUCAGGAGCUUGGAACUAACCAACAAUCGCAUGAGUUACAUCCACGAAGGUGCCUUUGCUAAACUAGGAUAUCUUCUCACACUGAAUUUGUCAAGAAAUCACAUGGUUUAUCUCAACUCUUCAAUUUUCCAUGACCUUCAGAACCUGAGCACUUUAAUUCUGGCAGAGAACAAACUAAAAAAUAUAUCUUCUGACGCUUUUUCUAGUUUGUCAAAAUUACGGUUUCUGGAUUUGCGUAAGAACGAGUUAAUGAACUUCUCAGCUGUGGUUCAAUCUAUAUCAAACCUGAAAAAUUUGGAGAGCCUGGAUAUUUCCUCCAACAAUCUUAUCACUUUGUAUCACUCAGACAGACUGCCACAGUCACUUUCCCGUCUUUAUCUUGGUAAUAACAAGCUGACCACACUGGAAUGCAGGAAUGACUCUUUAAGUAGUGUCAAAGUGUUGGAUCUCUCUUAUAAUACAGGGUUGUUAAACCAGGCUUUCAUUGGUCUGAAUCUGAGCAAUUUGACAUUACUCAGUCUGCGUUUCACCAACAUUUCAAUAGUAACACUUCUUAAUCAAACUAAAGGGAUGAUGACAUGGUAUAUAGACUUCUCAGGUUUGGGACUAACAGAACCCCAAAUGGUAGUUUCAUUGUGCAAACAACUGUCAUACUAUCCAAAUAAAUAUAUUAAAAAAAUGCACCUUCAGAAAAAUAAGCUACAAGGUCUGAAUAAUAAGACAUUAUCUGACUGCCCUUAUAUCACUGAUGUUUUGGACCUUUCAUUUAAUGAGCUGAAGAACACAAACUGUUUGCAAUUCCUUGAAGGACAAAAAAAUCUUAAAAAACUUAUAGUUGAACAUAACCACUUUACCAGUCUAAUAAAUUGUAAAAAUCACACAGAAUUUUCCCACUUGAAAGAACUAAGCUACCGCUACAAUCGCAUUCUUCAAGUAAGUUCUUUUGCCUUCAAUCAUGCACCAAAACUAACAAUUCUUAAACUGAAUAUAAACAUAAUUGCCUACUUGGAUCACAAAGCACUGAAUGGACUUGAAAACCUUAUUGAACUUCGACUGGAUAACAACCUUCUGACUGAUCUCUACAACGACAGCUUUGAGGACCUUCAUAGUCUUCAGACACUCAAUUUACGUAAUAACCAAAUUUCGGUCAUCUUCAACAACACUUUUUACUCCCUCAGAAAUCUGAGCAUUUUAGAUCUAGGUGGGAACAAGAUAGCACAUUUAAUGCCACUGGCCUUUGAAGGGCUAGACAGCUUAAAAAAUCUUUACUUGGACCGCAAUCGUCUGGGAAAAAUUGAUGGUCAGUUGAUUGGAAGCCUGCAUCGCACAUUGCAAGUGUUAGAUUUACAAGGCAAUUUCAUCCGCUACCAGACCGAUUAUGCACACUCCCCAUUUGUAAAUCUUACAAAACUGACUGACCUUAAGUUAGAUGGACAAAGGCCAUAUGGUAUAACUUUAUUACCUCACGCAUUUUUUCGUGGUCUCACUUCACUAAAAAGACUUUACCUUACCAACAAUCGUAUCUCUUCUCUCAGCAGUGACACAUUUGACGACCUAAAAAACUUAACAUUUUUAACCUUAGAUGAUUCAUGUGUUGGCGUUGCCCAACUUAAGCCAGGAAUUUUUAAAAAUCUUCACAAGCUGGAGAUUUUAACAGCUGAAAACAUGGGCAUUGGGUCUUUCUCAAGAGACGUGUUUGGUAAUCUUACAGGAUUGGAAAAAUUGAAUCUUAACAAAAAUACAAUGCAGACAUUGGAUGUAGACUUGCUGGAAAAUUUGACUCAUCUACAGUAUCUAGAUGUUAGAGGGACACCUCUCAGUUGCAAAUGUCCUAAUAGCGAGCUCCAAAAUUGGACGAAAAACCAAAGAGUACAGAUUGUAUAUCUUUAUAACCUGACCUGUCCAGAUGUCAAAGGAUCAUACUUUUACAACUUUGACACCCAUGUAUGUUCAGACUUUGGAGUGUAUUGGUUUGCCUCCACCUAUGUUGUAACAUUGGUCCUAACAUUACUUCCACUACUUUAUGUCAAGCUCUAUUGGAAAUUUAAAUAUGGCUACUACGUUUUUCGCUCUUGGUUUGGCGGGCAGUGGCGUCGUCUUCGGGAAGAGGAAGAGAAAUGCACAUAUGAUGCUUUCAUCUCCUACAACUCAGCAGAUGAGGAAUGGGUGAUGGAGCAGCUUCUCCCAAAUCUUGAAGGGAGUGGGUUCCGACUUUGCCUCCACCACCGGGACUUUGAACCAGGCCGCAACAUAGUGGACAACAUUGUGGCAGCCGUAUACAACAGCCGCAAGACAGUGUGUGUGGUCAGCCAAAACUUUCUCCGCAGUGAAUGGUGCUCUCUGGAGAUCCAACUGGCCAGCUACCGUCUUUUUGAUGAGAUGCAGGAUGUGCUCUUACUUGUUUUUUUGGAGUACAUCCAUGAGCGCCAAUUGUCUGCCUAUCACCGUAUGAGAAAGGUUAUGUUGAAAAAGACUUAUAUACAGUGGCCAGGGGUGGACUGCACAGAUCCCAACAAGGCCCGUGAACUGUUCUGGAGGCAGCUUAAGAGAGCUUUAAGGAGCAGCAACAGUAGAAGCCAAGACGAAGAACAGGUGGAGGAGAAUGAUCAGAACAAGCAGCAGCAAGAUGACCAGGCCCAAAUCAAUGACGAGCCAUAUUACCUAAUGCCCUAA
Clarias gariepinus (North African catfish) is the source of this 3012-nucleotide messenger RNA. RefSeq names its product toll-like receptor 21 (gene tlr21). Lineage: Eukaryota; Metazoa; Chordata; Actinopteri; Siluriformes; Clariidae. Bases 67 to 3012 code for a protein of 981 amino acids. Gene Ontology annotation, molecular function: protein binding; transmembrane signaling receptor activity. The transcript has a single exon. The record is from RefSeq and is a predicted model, not a curated record. Gene Ontology annotation, biological process: immune response; toll-like receptor signaling pathway; inflammatory response. Gene Ontology annotation, cellular component: membrane.